AUGGCCAUCUUUGGGAAGAAACGAUCCGAGAAGGAUCGAUUGCAGAAGCAGGGACACCAGGACUCUCAGUCUGAUACAACGAACAAUAAUGGACUUCCCGGCCUAGUGUCGAGGUUUGUACCGCACUCACGCACAGAGAGCGAUUCACAAGGGACGCAGGCGCUGGAAGAACCGCCGAUGAUGCGAACGUCUAUUGGUGAUAUGAGCACGUCGAGUCUGCAUCGAUCAGGAUCCCUACAACACAACUCAUCGCAGCCACGAGCCUCGUCGCGUCUCUCGCGGGAGGGCAUGACACAUACGGUGGAUGGGCCUAUAUCUCAUCCACCCGAGUACGCGUCGAUAGGCAUGGGUACCGAGAGCGAAAUCCAUGCGCCUGUAAGCACUGGCGCGGCUGGGCUCUCGACGACCAACCCACUUCCGCCCACGCCGGUCAUGACGACGGACGGCACGUCCCCUGCGAUGACGUCGGCGCCGGGGCAGGCUGGCACGUCGAAGACGGACCGUGCACGACAGCCCAACGUGGUGUAUCCAUGGAGCAAGAAGGUGAUUACCAUGAAUCCGCCGCGUUUCUUGGAUGAAACACGUCGGCCGCCGCCCGGGGUGCUGAGCCCUCCGCCGUUCCCUCGCUAUGGCCAUGCUACGAAUCAGGCCACAGGACCGAAUCAGGAAGUGUUUAUCUUCGGUGGGUUGGUGCGCGAUAGCGUGAAGAACGACAUGUACAUCAUGCGCGUGGAGCCUGUGCAGAUCCAGCGGGCGAGUGGCAUUAAGAUGGACAUUGCGUUGAAUGCGACGCUCAUUCAGACGUCGGGUCAUGCGCCCUUGCCUCGUGUAGGCCAUGCAGCCGUGCUUGUAUCCAACGUAUUUAUACUAUGGGGUGGUGAUACCAAGAUCCGACCGGACGAUCCGCAAGACCAGGCGCUGUACCUCUUGAACCUCAACAACCGGGAGUGGACGCGUGUAGCCGCAGGCGGAUUGCAGGGCACGCCCGGUCCAGUGGGUCGCUACGGGCAUACCUUGUCGAUUAUUGGCUCGAAUCUGUUGGUCUUCGGCGGUCAGCUGGACGAGGAAUUCUUCAACGAGCUCUGGCGCUUCGACCUCAACAGUCUCAAAGAGACGCCGGUUUGGCAGUUGAUUCGUCCUUCGACAGCGCAAGUGCCGCCGCGUCGUACGGGCCAUUCCUCGGUCACGUACAAGGAUCGGCUGUAUAUCUUUGGCGGUACCGAUGGACAGUACCAUUACAAUGAUACAUGGUGCUUCGACUUUGCGACGCUCACAUGGACGGAGCUCAAGUGUGUUGGCUACAUCCCAGCCCCUCGUGAAGGUCAUGCAGCGUGUAUGGUCGACGAUAUUAUGUACAUCUUCGGUGGCCGUGGCGUCGAUGGUAGUGAUCUCGGCGACUUGGCUAGUUUCAAGAUCUCGAGUCAUCGCUGGUUCAUGUUUGCGCAUAUGGGCCCUGCGCCAUUUGGGCGGUCAGGUCAUUCGAUGGUGAGUGUGCAGAACCGGAUCUUGGUGAUCGGUGGUGAAGCAUUCUCGGGCGACGUGCAGGAUGAGCCGAAUGCCAUGCAUGUGCUGGACACCGCCAAGAUCAAGUACCCUGUCAAGACCGAUCGGUCGCAGGGCACGACUGGCAAAGCCCCCACGUCGUCGGAGGCGCCCACGGGCUCGGCCCUGCCGCAGGACGUGCCGACCGAAGCGGCACUGGCGGAAGGCGCAGGGGCUGCGGCGGCUGGGAUGGCCGCUACGGCUGCGACUGCGGCUGCGACCACGCACGAGCCCAAGCCGGAGCUUGUGUCUCCUGGCGAGCCAUGGUCCACGAUGCCCAACGGGCCAGCGCCGUCCACGUCGGCGCGAGAGACCUCGGCCCCCCCUGUGGCUCCUACGGAAGCGGACGUGCCUACCUCCGCAACCACGACACCGGCCACGGGCACGGAGCCGGAACUGCCUGCGCCGUCGGACCCGGUGGACGUACCAUCGCCGCCCAUGACGACAGGCGCUGCGCCGGCGUUGUAUGCGUCGCCGCCUAUGGCCACCGAGUCGCUGCCCGCGCAUGGGAAUGAGUACAUGUCCGACUCUCAGCGUGUGCCCACACCCACACCGCCAGCCAUGCUCGGCGCUCCGAUCGCCUCGGCAUCGCAGCCCACGACCCCCACGACACCUACGCCUGGGGUGACGACUAAGAUGAUUCUGCCAGGGCAGCAGGGCAUUGAGGUCAUCCCACCGCAGGCUGCGAAUGAGCCGGCGCAGGCGGAGAUUCGUCCGCUGCCCACAUCGGCCUCUACGCCGGCCAUGCCGGCGGCAGGCCGUGAAUCGCCAGCGGCGGCGGCAACCGCAACAGCAGCCGCGGCAACAGGCGUCUCUGCAGCGGCAGCACCGACGCAGUCGCCACCACCACAGCCGCCGUCGUUGCCGCCACGGUCCACGUCGAUGGCGUCGCUGCCUACGCCCAGCACCUCGACGCCGGCCCAUCGUGCAGCGCCGCCGUCAGCGGCCGUCCAUGGUAUCGGCUCGUCGCAUGACACGGCCGCCCCUACGCAGGCGCAGAGCAGUGAGCGUGAAAUGUGGCUGCUGUCCAUGCUUUCUAUGGCUGUGAAGCAGGGCUUUGUCCCACCCGCACGCGCGCCGACAUUUGACGAGGUGCUGGAUAUUGAGCAGUGGGAUACAGGCGCGGACAACAGUGUGAAAGAUGCGCAGGUGAAGAGUCUCUUGACGCUUAAGACGCAGAUCACAGCGCUUCGCUCGGAGCUUACGAAGCAAGUGCAUGUGGAAGAGAAGCGCGUCGCGACGCAGGAGCGUGCGCGUGUCGCCGCCCUGCAAGAAGCUGCGUUUUACCGUGCGAAACUCGCAGCGAACGAAAGUGGGCAUAUGGAUGAACGCGCACGUCUGGACCGCCAACGCAUCCUCCAGCUGGAGAAACUAUUGAGCAACGUGACGCGCGAGCAUGCCGAGGUGGAGCGCAAAGUCGCCAUGCUCGUUGAUCAGACCAAGUUGGAGUCGCGCUUGCGGCAGUUGGCAGAGGAUCGGUUGGCGGAGACAACCAAGCGAGCCCUCGCCGCGGAAGAGUCGCAGUUGAAAGUGUACGAAGAGUAUUCGGCGCUACAGAAGCAUUCGUACGAGACGGAGGCCAUGCUACGGGAUCAUGCUGCACAAAUCUCGACGCUGACUUCGCGCCUGGCUGCGCAGCAAGUCGAGCGCGAUACGCUGGAAGACAAGGUAUCGACGUCCGCGCGCUCGGCCGAUACGAGUCGUGCGAUGCUCGCACAGCUGCAGGAGGCCUUGACGGCGGCGCAUGCGCGGGCCGCAGAGUACGAGCGGCAGCGCAGUGAGCACCAGCGCCAAACCGAGUCGCAGGCGCAGCUCGUGCAGGAACUGCGUCGGGACUUGCAGGCCAAGACCAACGAGCUCGAUGCGAUGACGCAGCAGUACGAGCAGCAGUCCCAUGACCUGAUGGACAUGCAGUCGAUGGUGAACAACUUGCAGCGCGAGGCGCAGGCGAAUCGCGAGGCAGCGACGGGCGGCCUGGCGCAGCUCUUGGCAAUGCAGCAGGCUGGCCAGGGGCUGCAUGAUGCAUCGGGCGAUGCGACGCGCGAUACGAAUGUAUCGCAUGCCUCGCAUCUGCAGGCGCUGCAAGACGAGGCGCAGCAGCUGCGUCAGCUGCACGACGAAUCGCGUACCUCGCUGACCAACAUGGCGGCGGCGCUGCAGCAGGCGACAGAGCGUGGCAACCAGCUGCAGCGUACGAACAACAAGCUGUUCGCCGAAGUCACGACGCAGCGCAAGCAACUUUCCGAGGCACUGCAUGAGCUGGCCAUGCUGCGUGAUCAAUCACAGACGUCGCGGGCCGACGACGUGCAUCAUGCACGCGAGCUCGAGGCGGCGCAGAUCCGCAAUUUGGCGCUGCGACAACUGCUCCACGAGAACCAUGUCGAUGUGCCAGACGACGAGACGCUCGCCGAGCCCGAGUUCCUGCAGUCGCGCCGCACAGCCGCGCUCCAGCGCGAGCUGGAAUCCCACAAGCGCGCUGCAGAACGCAAUGCGUUGGAUCUACAGCGCGCACAGGACCAGCUGCAUCGCCUUGGACAGGAAUGGGAAUCCCACCGCCGCCAAGGCAUCGGCUCACGUCAGGAAAUCGAGACACUGCGCCGACGUGCCGAGGAAGCCGAGCGUCGUCUGAUGGAGGCGACCGAGGCGCACGAGCAGCGCACGUCGCAGCUGGAAAACGACUACCUCACAGCUGUCCAAUUUGUGCGCAACACUGAGAACAUGCUUCGCCGAUUGAAGGACGAGCAUCUCAAACUGCGUCAGGAUAAUGCUGAGCUGCGGGCGAUGUCCGCCUCGUCCUAUCGCAGUCCCUAA
Molecule: messenger RNA, 4353 nt
Organism: Malassezia pachydermatis
Lineage: Eukaryota; Fungi; Basidiomycota; Malasseziomycetes; Malasseziales; Malasseziaceae
Product: kelch repeat-containing protein
Exons: 1
Coding region: 1-4353 (1450 amino acids)
Molecular function (GO): protein binding
Source: RefSeq, a predicted model, not a curated record